Molecule: messenger RNA, 6165 nt
Organism: Doryrhamphus excisus (bluestripe pipefish)
Lineage: Eukaryota; Metazoa; Chordata; Actinopteri; Syngnathiformes; Syngnathidae
Gene: pdzd8
Product: PDZ domain containing 8
Biological process (GO): mitochondrial calcium ion homeostasis
Cellular component (GO): mitochondria-associated endoplasmic reticulum membrane contact site
Molecular function (GO): protein binding; lipid binding
Source: RefSeq, a predicted model, not a curated record
CGUCCAAUCAGGGAAGGCUCCAGCAGCUCCGGAAAGAAGCAGACGAUAUGGCAGCCUGGGGAGCGACUAGGUGGAACUUGCUUUGACGAAGACGACCACAAGCGGAUUAUGAAGACGCUUUGACAUCCGCCGGAGAUGAUUUACCUAAUCGUGAUAUCCGCUUUAUCCGGAGCGGUGCUCACGUUGCUCUUGCAGUUGUUCCUGCUGUGCCGUAGGAGCCCGGAGCCCGUGAAGCGGACGGAGCAGUACGUCAAAGUAGUGGCUGACAAGGCGUUGAAGGAUUACUUUAAUACUCAACAUGUCGAUGCGGGCCAGCAGCAGGACGCCACGGCCUCGUCACGAGCGCCGGAAGUGACCGCCGGCAGCCCCAAACAACAACAACAACAACAACAACACGGCGACGCCGCCGACUCGGACAAAGCCGAGAGCUGUCAUUUCCUGAAUGCCAUCUUCCUGUUCCUGUUCAGGGAGCUGCGGGACACUCCUGUGGUCAGACACUGGCUGACCAAGAAGAUCAAGGUCGAGUUCGAAGAGCUGCUUCAGACAAAGACGGCGGGUCGACUUCUGGAGGGACUCAGCCUUCGAGACAUUUCCCUCGGCGAUUCGCUUCCGGUCUUCAAAACGGCCAAACUCAUGAAGCCCGUCCACCUGAACGAGGACGGCAUGCCGGAGGAACUGAACUUUGAAGUGGACAUGGAGUACAACGGCGGCUUCCACCUGGCCAUCGACGUGGACCUGGUCUUCUGGAAGUCCGCGUACCUGUUCGUCAAGAUGCGGCGCGUGGUCGGGAGGCUGCGGCUGCAGUUCACGCGCCUGCCCUUCUCCCAUUGGUCCUUCUCCUUCCUCGAGGACCCGCUCGUCGACUUUGAGGUCAAGUCCCAGUUUGAGGGAAGACCUCUUCCUCAGCUCACCUCCAUCAUCGUCAACCAGCUCAAAAGGGUCAUCAAAAAGAAGCACACGCUACCCAACUACAAAAUCAGAUACAAGCCUUUCUUCCCAUUCCAAGUGCAGCCUCCUCUGGGAUUUUCUUCUGACUUGGAGCUGUCAGUCCAGGACAGCAGACUGGUGGAGGGCCGACUCAGAGUCACCCUUAUUGAAUGUAGCAGACUCUUCAUCCUGGGCUCGUAUGACAGAGAAACCUACGUCCACUGCACUCUAGAGCUGAGCAGUCACCAGUGGAAGGAGAAGACUCGCAGCUCCAUCAAACGAACGGAGGUCAUCAAGGGUCCGUGUGGGAGCGUGGGAAUGACGUUCCGACACGUGCCUGCCAGCGAGGGUGAUGCGGUUCAUGUCAGCAUUGAGACGGUCACGCCCAACUCCCCUGCAGCCCUGGCAGACCUGCAGCGAGGAGAUCGCCUCAUCGCAAUCGGAGGUGUCAAAGUGACCUCAUCAGUUCAAGUGCCCAAACUGCUAAAGCAGGCCGGAGACCGGGUCGUGGUCCUGUAUGAGAGGCCAGUUUGCCACCAAGCCCCCUCCUUGGGAAGCUUGGGAACACUUCAGGAGGGAUUUGGCCAGCUGGAAGAACCGGGUUUCAUAUCCCAGCCAGGGGGGUAUGAAGAAGACCCAGCCCCCAUCACCACCUUGUCUGACAUGCCCGACUCUAAAGACAUGGACUCGGAAUUUGAAGAGUUGAUUGUGGACUCCAAGCCCAGCCAGAAUGUCGUCCCCGUCGGCGGAAGUGAUACAAAGGAGGAUUUAUUACUCACGGUAAACCAAAGCCCCAAAAGAACCGUGGCCACCUUGGCUUCUAAACCUCUUGGCACCAUAUCCCCCAUCCUCAACCGGAAACUAAAUCUAGUGGGUCUCCAGUCCCCGUUAAAGCCCCAAACGAAAGACUCCCCAAAACCCUCGCGGCAGAAGACAAACACCGAUUCGGGAGAUAGUUUACAACGUCCCACAGUACCCCCUCCACCUCCACCUUCUCGACCCCCUGUUCCACCGAGACCUCAAAUCCGGUUGUCGUCUGCCUGCUCGGAAAGCAGUCUCCCCGACAGCGUGGAUUCUGCGUCAAACGCAACUUCGGCCAUUUCUACUGUGACCACCGCCGUCAACGCUGCUGAGAAAUCUCCCGAGAAAGCUCCUCUGGCCGGAACCGGCGAGGACAUGUCUUGCACUGAGAAGACGGGUAUCAAAGCAACAGAGUCCAAGUCCACCAACGAGGACAUUUCAGCCUCGUCCGUCACCAGCAGCAAACCCGACCAGGCAAAGGACAAAGUUUCAGAGAGUUCCUGCAGCACACGGGACAGUCUAGAAGAUCACUCCCUGUGGGAAUCUUCGGAAACCAUGUUUCGUAGUCAAACGGCACGUUGGCUUAAGGCUUCUGCAGUUUUUGACGUGGAGAGCAACCAUAAGUACCUUAACGUGGCUCUUUGGUGCAAGGACCCCUUUAAGCUGGGCGGCUUGCUGUGCCUGGGUCAUGUCAGCCUUCAGCUGGAACAUCUCGCCCUCGAAUGUAUGGCAACAUCCUCGGCGGAAUACCAGAGCACAUUUAGACUCGGGCCCCCGGAGCCUCGAGCUAAUGUCAGUCGCACUGCGCUACGCAGCUUGAGCACCCACAAGGGCUUCAACGAGAAGCUGUGUUACGGCGACAUUACUCUGAAUUUCUGUUAUCUAUCGGGGGACGACUUGGACUACUCGGGACUGGCGGAAAGAGACCGAGAGGGCAGCGUCCAUGAUGAUGAAAUCAGAGACAAAGACCGCGACCACCAUAUCGCCACGGCGCCUGGCGACGACUUAGCGUACGGCGCCGUGCAGCUCGUCGAGGUUCGUCACAACUUCCAGGACACCCAAUUCCAAAAUCCGACCUGGUGUGAAUAUUGUAAAAAGAAAGUGUGGACCAAGGCGGCUUCUCAGUGUAUGAUUUGUGCCUACGUAUGCCACAAGAAAUGCCAGGAAAAAUGCCUCGCUGAAAAUCCCUUCUGUGUGGCGGCAACGGAGCGUCGAGGCGCCGACCCCGAGGCCAAGUUCACCAUCAACCGAGCCACCACCGGAUUAACCCGCCAUAUCAUCAACACCAGCUCCCGGCUGCUUAAUCUGCGCCAGGUUCCGAAGACUCGUCUGGUUGAGCAAGUCGCUGACGCGGUACCCGGAGCGGUGGACCCUUCCCCGAAACAGACCCCCAACACAUCGGACAACGAAAGCAGCGAUACGGAGACCUACACGAGCGGCGCCAGCCCCUCCAAGCAACCUUCUGGCAGCGGCGGAAGCGGAAAACUGGUACGCAAGGAAGGCGGUUUAGACGAUAGCGUCUUCAUCGCCGUGAAAGAAAUCGGCCGCGACCUCUACCGAGGUUUACCCACCGACGAGCGUUCGCAGAAACUGGAACUGAUGCUGGAUAAGCUGCAGCAGGAAAUUGAUCAGGAAUUGGAGCACAACAACGCUCUCCUCUUGGAAGAGCGAGACACGGCCGAUCCCAGGCGGAAAGUUCUGAUUAGCUCGGCUUUGUCCAAAUCCGGGGAAAGACUCCAGGCGCUCACCCUGCUCAUGAUCCACUACCGUGCGGGCAUCGAGGACUUGGAGUCGGUGGAAAGCACCUCUCCUUCGGAGCAGCAGUGUUUCAAGGCCAAAGGAGAUGGAUUAGAGGACGAGGCCCUGAUGGGAGCGGAGGUCUACGACAGCGACAUGUGCAGCCCGGUGGAGGUCCAGCUCUUGGACGACAUCACUGAGGAACAGAUCUGUGUGGAAGCCCUCCACUGAAUCGCAGCCAGGGGGGGGACAUGUUUGGACACUUUGGUCACACUUUGGUGGAUUUUUGAAGGGGAUUUAAGAUCACUGUGGUCCAUUUGGGAAGGUCUUAACGGUCCAUACGGGAAAUGCAGACUAUGGAUAUUUGGGAACAUUGCUGUUCAUUUCAUAACUGGUUUUUGCACACAUUUUGUGUCCGUGCAUCGGGGGUUUUAAAGGGAAGUGUUGCCGGUGUGAUGUCCGAUCAAGAUGUAUAUUUUAUCAUUUGAACAUCUAAAGGGUUGCGUGUUCCCCGCGGUUUUUUUUUUUCAGUUUUUUCUCAAGGUCACAUGGCAAAAAAAAAAAAAAAAAAAUAAUAAUAAUCAGCUCAGAUUCAUUGUGGGUGGAAUGAUGACACACAACACACGCAGGAAUUGGGUGCACAAGGUAGAAUUUAUUCCAAAUUUCCUCCAAUCGCAAAAUAAUGCAUACAAGUUUUUUCAAGAUAUUCCCAAGUAUUCCCAAAGGAAUUUUCAACAUAGCAUUUCUGAACAUACAAGUUUUCUUUACACGUUGCAUAUAAUUAUAUAUAUAUAUAUAUAUAUAUAUAUAUAUAUUUUUUUUUUUUUUAAUUUUAUUUUUGUCACGUACCAAAGUACGAGGUCCAUGACAAAAAAAAAAAAAAAAAAAAAAAAUUCCUUAAACUUAAACUAUCGCUAUAUUGACACGCACUAUGGUACCCAUUAUGGCAUUGGAUGCUCAUAUCACCGAGUACUUCGGUACGUGACAAAAAAAUUUAAAUUUAAAAUUUAAAUGAAAUUAAUGAAAUAAAGUUUAUGGUCAUAUCACCUCGUGCUUUGGUACAUGAAAAAAAUUAAAAAAAAUAUUAUGAAAGCAGGAAGUGAACAAAUGUAAGAGUUAGUGAUUGUAAAAGUACCAGAUGGAGGGGUAGGAUUUAAUAAGCUUUGCUUCUUCCUACUCCUUUUGGACAUGUGGAACUGGGAACUGAUUAUGGGAUGCACUCAAUUGGAAUCUGAUGCAUGUUCUAAUGAAAUGAAACCAUUAGUAUAAUUUAUAUUUGUACACCAAAACAGAAUUAUUGAAACAAACACUAAAAUGAGCAGGGAUGUUAAUUAUUAGCCCACUUUUAAGAAAUGACCGUUUAUUAAGUCAUUUGCACAAAUUACUUUUGUGCAAAUGAUGUGCUUUGACUUCAGGUGAUGUCCUUAAAGCUAAUUAUAAUUAUAAAGAAUUAUUUAUUAAUGUUUGUAUUAAUAUUAAAAAUGUAUAAUUAUUAUAAAAAAUAGUAAUAAUUCUAUAAUUGUGCACCCAGUUGUUGUUUGUAAGGAGCGACGAGGAAGUACGUUGUGUUACGUUCCAUCCUGCAGAAAGAAAAGCACCCUGAAGGGACACGGACCGACGACAAGCGGGAAUUUUAUGAACGUUCACGUUUUGGUUCGGGAGUACUUUUCCAUGUUGACUGUUUUUCUAUGAAGAAACGCUUUUGAGGAUUUGAGCAGCUGCGGCGUGAAUAUUGGAGGGGGUCGUAUUUGUAUCUUUUGUCACGUUUGGUUUCAUACGUCCUCCAAUUCUAUCCAUGUUUAUUUCCUAAAUGUCACACGCAAUAUCCGACAAGCUACGCUGACCAUUGUGCUUUGGAGACGUGGUGUGGCGCAUCCUGUUUGGGUUGAUGACCCCCAUGUUGGUCGCCACCAGGGGCGUCACUAGGUUCUGAGGACGGGGGGGAUGAUGCACAGGAUAUGAAUGAAUGUAUGAGACAUUAAAAAAAUAAAAAAUAAAUAAAUAAGGAACAAGAACCGGGACAGAUUUAGUGGAGAUACUCAAUAGUUUUAGGCCACCAUUAAAUGUACACAAGUACACACAAUCUACACAAGUACACACAAUCUACACAAGUACACACAAUCUACACAAGCUCCAAAACCAUUCUGUCCAGACAAUCAUCAAUAAUAUCAUAAUCAUUAUUACAAUUCAUUAUUCUUUUUCAUAAUUAUUAUAUUAUUCAUUAGCCUAUUAUUAUUACUAUCAUCAUUAUUUUUCUUCUGAUUAUUACUAGGAUUAGCCUGCUUAUCGGCUUGCUUAUUAGCCUGCUUUUGCCCUAUAUGAAAUUUGUCAGAGAUUAAAAAAAAAAAGUAAAUAAAUUAAAAAAACAUUUUUUGAUCAAUAUAAAAUUAUUUAGGGGGUCUGGAGCCCCCCCUAAAAUGUUCUAAUAUUAAAACUUUUUUUUUGAUCAAUAUAAAAUUAUUUAGGGGGUCUGGAGCCCCCCUAAAAUGUUCUAAUAAUAAUCAUUAUAUUAUUAAUUAGCCUAUUAUUAUUACUAUCAUCAUUAUUCUUCUGAUUAUUACUACUACUACUAGUAGUAGUAGUAGUAGUAGUAGUAGUAUUAGCCUGCUUAUUGGCUUGCUUAUUAGCCAGCUUUUGCACUAUUAUAUACAAUUUGUCAGACAUUUUUUUUUGUAAAAACAAACAAAAAAAUUAUCUGAA